Molecule: messenger RNA, 543 nt
Organism: Sphenostylis stenocarpa
Lineage: Eukaryota; Viridiplantae; Streptophyta; Magnoliopsida; Fabales; Fabaceae
Source: the annotation of a GenBank genome assembly
AUGGCGGAAGUGCCCGAAACCAAUCCCCCACCGCCGGACCCUCCAAUCCCCUCCGCACCGGACGCCGCGGAGGAAACGGCUCCACCGGCUGCAGCAACUGCAUCGCAGCCGAGCACCGAUAUCGUCGCCCCUCCGGCGUUAGCUCCGAAGCGGCAACGCCGUCCGAGUGUCCGUCUUGGAGAGAUUGGAGACCAAAAACAAAAAAUGAUAUUAAAAGUUUCGUACCCGAGGUUAAGGAAAAACAAAAAACGGUUGAAUGUAGAUUGUCAUGCGUCACACAGAGAAGAGAAGGAGAAAUUAGCAUAUACUUUGCUUCUAAAUGGUGUAGCGUGGGUUGCAGAAAAUAUAGAGAAAGAAUUGAAGGGAAAGUGUGAUGGAGUAGAAUCUAACCGUGAGAGACACUUGCAUACAAACAGGAAGAAAGAGAGAGAGAAAGAGAAGCAUAGUAACACAGAAACAAGACUGCAACUGGAGGCAGAAGCAGUACUGAUGAGUGCACAAAACCAAGAGGGGAAGAGGUUUAUUGACCACACUUAUGACUGA